Molecule: messenger RNA, 1713 nt
Organism: Pestalotiopsis fici W106-1
Lineage: Eukaryota; Fungi; Ascomycota; Sordariomycetes; Amphisphaeriales; Sporocadaceae
Exons: 3
Coding region: 1-1713 (570 amino acids)
Cellular component (GO): cytoplasm; nucleus
Molecular function (GO): protein binding
Source: RefSeq, a predicted model, not a curated record
AUGGAAGUUCUUCUGAAAACCGGAGCGGACCCCAAUGCAAGUAGUGCUUCAACACUGCUUCCGCUCAGUGUUGCUGCAGUAUGGUGCGAAAUCGAUGUGAUUCAACUCUUGAUAAAGUAUAACGCAAACGUCAACGCCCGCGAUCCUUUGGGCGAGACACCACUGGAGUCAGCGUGUAACGCAAGACAAAGGAUGCCCGCACAAAAAGUGAUAGCAACUAUCAAGGUCCUUCUAGAUCACGGCGCAUUGGUGAAUAUCACCUUUUCCUACGGAGAAACGAUCCUCGGCCACAUCUUCGAGAUUCGCCAUUGGGAAAAUGAAGAGCUUGCUGCCCUUCUCAACCUUACCCUCUCGGACCUUGCAGAUUUCCAAGAGAUCUCUCGAUCUCGUACAAGCUAUAUAGAAUGGGUUUGGCUGCGCCUGGAAUUCCCUAAGUAUACCUCUCCGACUCACCAGGAUCCGGAAUCUUUGGAGGAGUCUCGAGCCCACAAUGGAAUAUUCACAAACGCCGUCUGGAGCUUGUUCAAAAUCCUUAGCACCUGGGAGACACGAUCAAGCAGUGGCAUUACAUUGGAGCUUAGUGCGCAUUCCCUUGCCGAUGCGCGUUUUGAUUAUAAGCAUCUCAAAUGGCGCAUCAAUGACACGGCGUGGAAGCGUCAUGAUAGCCCGGGGCCGAAAAGAAUACUGCAACAUCCAGUGCGGCGCUGGACCCCAUCACACCAUCUUUCUAUAAGACGGCUGUUUGGAUCAGAUCCAGGACUCCAGUUUGAUCCAAGAGCAUUAGCAGCACAAAGUGGCAACACUUUACCGCAAGUACCAGUGAUAGAAUCCAUUUGUAUCCGCCGACAGUUCAUGAGAGCCUUUUCAGUGCGGGAUGGCCUGGACGAUAUAUUCCGGUCUACACCCAACCUUGCAGAUUUCAGAUACGAGACAUGGCGGGUAGUACCUGAGAAUGAUCGCUUUAACUUUCAAUAUGGUUACAACAACGGUCCAUUCAUCCGUGACUGGGAUCACACCUUGAUUUUUUCGUUGCUAUUAAGGCAAAGCAAGAACCUGAAACGAAUAGCUUUAUUCCAAGACGACAAUGUUGCUAUUCUGGGGAGAACAGAUUUACCGGACCCAGCACCAUUCCUCGGGUACAGUCUUGCACGAGCGAGUCACCAUCUAGAGGAAAUACAUGUCGGCAUGUUCCUUGAUGCUAAAGACUUCUUCUUCAGCUUUUGGCCGGGUACACGAAGUCCUCAACAACGAAACUUCCAAACUUUGCAAGUGGGACCCGAGGAGUAUUGGGGCCAGCUCCGUGAUCUCUCGCUGUGGUCUGUCCAUCUUCAGCCGAAUAAUUGGGAUAUACUAGUCACAGCAGCAGGUCUUGCCGCAAGGAGAAUGCCUCAGCUCAACAAGUUGGAGCUAUGGGGUGCAUUGCGUCCAGAUGCAUGCAUUUUCCGUUUUCGUCGAAGCGUACCCAGAGCAAAAAUAGAGCUGCUCAGUACUUGGGGCGCCGAGAUCACGCCCGAAGUGCACGAGGCAUGGGCUCAAGUGGCAAGAGAUCACGACUGCUACCUGGAGGCCGAAGAAUCCCGUCUACCCCGGCACAACGUAAUUGGGUGGCCCGUCAGAGGAAAGCACUGUAUUGUUGAAUACCUUCCGCAUCUGGAGUGCAAGGACAAGUUACUGAACGAGGUUUCACUACAGCUCCUCAAUGACCCGAAUUGA